Salarias fasciatus (jewelled blenny) is the source of this 2478-nucleotide messenger RNA. Its product is annotated as cytokine receptor common subunit gamma-like. The transcript is spliced from 9 exons. Lineage: Eukaryota; Metazoa; Chordata; Actinopteri; Blenniiformes; Blenniidae. Gene Ontology annotation, molecular function: protein binding; cytokine receptor activity. The record is from RefSeq and is a predicted model, not a curated record. Gene Ontology annotation, biological process: cytokine-mediated signaling pathway. Gene Ontology annotation, cellular component: external side of plasma membrane. Bases 142 to 1113 code for a protein of 323 amino acids.
AUGUACCAACUGGAGGCACAGCACACUUUCCCCUGACAGGAAGUAAUCGUCACCACCAUCGAGACGAUCACACGCAGCACAUCAUCCCACAAGAGAAGUAGAAGCGCUGACACUGAAAGGAUCGUGUAUCCAAACGCCACGAUGACAAUGAGAGCGCUUCUAUUCUUCUGUCUGUUUGGAUAUACGUUUGGAGAAAUAACACCCAAUGUGAGCUGUGUGAUCAUCGAUGUGAGAUAUGUUUCUUGCACCUGGAAUCAACAAGGGACUCCAGAGGUCAACUACACCUUCAACAGCUGGUUCCACUAUGAAAACAAAAAGGCGUGCACCAACUAUCUAUCAGAGAAAAAUGUGAAGACUGGAUGUAUCCGACCGUACGCCGAAACACAGAGAUUCAGGACAUUUCACACCCAACUGGUGCAUGGAAGCAACAGCUUUACAAAGGACCAUAACCUCAAAAAUGAAGUCUUGUUAAAUCCACCUGCCAAUCUGACGGUCCUGUUUGGAGAGGACAAGAACCUGUGGUUUUACUGGAACUAUACUGUGGCAACCAACUGUGUGAGGAGUGAAGUUCGCCACAGGAUAAAUAAUAAAAACUGGCAGUCCGACGUUCUUGGAGAACAGGCGCAAAAGUACUGCAUCAACUUGCCCUCAAGCACUCACCAUUAUGAGCUGCAGGUGCGCAGUAAGAUGGCCGACGCUUGUGGAGCAUCGAGAAACUGGGGUAACUGGAGUGAGCCGGUGGAAUGGGGAUCCAACAACAGCACCGAUCCUCAUCCAAAGCUUGAGUCAGAGAAUGUCUGGACGCCAGUGUUUUAUGUGAUGUUCCCCCUCAUCUUCGUCAUACUGGUCUCACUGUUGCUCUACCAUGAAAGGCUCAGAAUCAUCCCUGUGGUUCCCAAGCCCACGCUGAUCAUCCAUGACAUCGAGGACUGGCUUCAAUCCUCCAAAAGCUUGAAAGAGAGUUUCAAAGCUAACUACAAUGAGCUUCCGUGCCCGGUCCGUGAGUACUGCCACGUGUCCCAGUCUGACAGCGAGAGCUCCAGCAGCUCCACCUCGUCCCUCACCACCGACCAAACCGACUGCUCCGUCUGCAUCCCUGUGAAUGAACCGUAGGGUCCGUCCACGCCUCCCUCCUCUUCUGCCCCCGCCGUGUCCUGUCAGGAGAAGGAGCCUCGGGAAUCUGUUUAAGCAGCCGUUCCCGUCACGCUUGGGUUUGUUGAGAUCUGAGAAUCCAGACUUUGUAAUGCUGAUAUUUCUGCUUUAGACGGCACAGAUGAGAAUUUAAUGAAUGUAAAUCGCCACGUUAAGGAGGUCAAGUUUUAGUUUAAAGCAACCUGUUUAGUUAAAGUAGUCAACUGAAGCUAAUUCAAGUUGAAAGAUUGUGACAUUUUAGAUUCAAACCUCCUGAAUGAUCACUGAAAAUGAUAAGGUUGUGAAAUCUCUCUGUCACUUCCCUUCAUGUCUCCAGCUAUCAUUUCAAAGAUAAAUAUGAAAAUAUUUCACAACCUUCAUUGUUUACAUCUAACUUCAGCAAAGCAACUUUAUUCAGAACAUUUAGAUUGAUAUAGGAGAGUAAAUCUGAGCCACUAAAGCAUUCACAAAUGCACAAAAUGGUGAGAUGGAGACUGAAACUGUCUACCAAAACAUGAUAAAGUAACCAAAUUCAGAAAGAGGCACAAAAUGACUCUGAUCACCAGAUCACCUUUCACUUGAAGGGAGGAGUUACAAAUCAAACACAAAUAGAUGCCAAAUGACCACAGAAUGAUCACAGAUACCAACCAAUUACCAAAAAAAUAAAAAACAGUAACUGUCCGAGAAGGAUUUGUUUUCUUUGACUCUCAGAUCUCCAGAGAACUCUGGACAGAGUUGAAACAUUUCCCCAGCACACCAAAACUGACCUUUUAGAUUGUUGAUAAACCACAUAUUUUUGUAAAGCUGUUUUUUUUGUUUGUUUGUUUGUUUAAAUUCAUGAGCAAAAAUAUCUUUUUAUUAUCUUUUGAACUUGAAACUGCUGCUUAACUGUAUAAAUGUUUUAAUAAACAAAAACAGGCUGAACCACAUAUCUACUGUUUUCUGAAAAUUUCCCGACAGUGAUGUACAUUUAUUUUACAUUUGUCAUUACAUUUAUCCUGCUUUAUUUUAGUCUUUAUCUCAUGUUUUGUGUAUGAUCAUGUAACUGUCUCGCCACACAUAAUGAAUUGUAGAUUAAGAUUGAAAAUGAGUCACGUGAUGUUUCAUUCAGCAUUGACAUUGUUACCUGGUUUUAAUUGCUUUUGCUUUGAAAUUGCUCGAUGGGACGCGGGUUCAAAUCCCGGUCGAGGGAUUGACAGUUUAAAUUGGUUAUUAUUAAGAAAUCAGAAUUGUUUAAAAGCAUUUGAAUACAUUAAAAUGGAACAUCUUGACAUGGAUUUUACAUUUAUGUAAAAUGUCACUGUACAAUGUACUAUGUCAUACGUUUAAAAAAAAUAAAAGUGUGUA